Messenger RNA from Bufo gargarizans (Asiatic toad), 5566 nucleotides. It is a transcript of the gene PIGA, whose product is annotated as phosphatidylinositol glycan anchor biosynthesis class A. Gene Ontology annotation, biological process: GPI anchor biosynthetic process. Bases 82 to 1545 code for a protein of 487 amino acids. The record is from RefSeq and is a predicted model, not a curated record. Gene Ontology annotation, cellular component: glycosylphosphatidylinositol-N-acetylglucosaminyltransferase (GPI-GnT) complex. The transcript has 6 exons. Lineage: Eukaryota; Metazoa; Chordata; Amphibia; Anura; Bufonidae. Gene Ontology annotation, molecular function: phosphatidylinositol N-acetylglucosaminyltransferase activity.
GAAAUAGCAGAUGACGGAGCCGCGGUGCUGAGGAGCCGAUCCGCCCAGUGAGCGGGGCGCUCUCCACCACCGGUCUUUACCAUGCUUCACAGACCCUGCUCACAGAGGGACUCCGUACAGACUACAGAGGCUGCACCCACUCCUCCAAGGACUCACAGCAUUUGUAUGGUCUCUGACUUUUUUUACCCAAACACGGGUGGGGUGGAAAGUCACAUUUAUCAGCUCUCACAGUGCCUGAUCGAUAGAGGACACAAGGUUAUAAUUGUCACCCAUGCUUAUGGGGACAGAAAAGGAAUCCGCUACCUCACCAAUGGUCUGAAGGUGUAUUACUUACCUUUAAAAGUCAUGUAUAACCAGUCUACAGCGACUACGUUGUUGCACAGCCUACCUCUCCUCAGGUAUAUAUUUGUAAGGGAACAAGUCUCUGUUGUCCAUUCACACAGCUCUUUUUCUGCUAUGGCCCACGAUGCCCUCUUUCACGCCAAGACUUUGGGACUCUAUACGGUCUUUACAGACCAUUCUCUCUUUGGAUUUGCAGACGUGAGCUCCGUCCUCACCAACAAACUUCUUACAGUGUCUCUGUGUGAUACAAACCACAUCAUCUGCGUGUCGUACACCAGCAAAGAAAACACUGUGCUCCGAGCAGCUCUGGAUCCGGAGAUUGUCUCUGUGAUUCCAAAUGCUGUCGACCCCACAGACUUCACUCCAGACCUAGAGAAAGAGAGAGGUCCUAAAAUCACCAUUGUCGUGGUCAGCAGACUCGUUUACAGAAAAGGUGUGGACCUGCUUGGCGGUAUCAUUCCCGAAAUGUGUCAGAAAUACCCUGAUCUGCACUUCCUCAUCGGAGGAGAAGGACCCAAGAGAAUUAUUUUAGAAGAAGUAAGGGAAAGAUACCAGCUCCAUGACAGAGUCCGGCUCCUAGGUGCCCUAGAACAUCACGAGGUGAGGAACGUCCUGGUUGAAGGAGAGAUCUUCCUGAAUACAUCCCUCACUGAGGCCUUCUGCAUGGCAAUUGUGGAGGCAGCUAGCUGUGGACUACAGGUGGUGACCACUAGAGUGGGAGGGAUCCCUGAAGUUCUUCCUGACAAUUUCAUUAUCCUGUGUGAGCCCUCUGUGAAGUCUCUGUGCGCUGGUUUAGAGAAAGCUAUCGACAAGUUACGGACAGGAACGUUACCGAGCCCCGAAACUAUUCACAAUACUGUUAAACCUUUUUAUACGUGGAGGAAUGUUGCCGAGAGAACUGAAAGGGUAUACGAUCGUGUUGCUAAAGAGACUGUUUUACCGAUGAGCGAAAGGCUCGAGCGGCUGGUAAACCAUUGUGGUGUUGUCACGGGCUCAAUCUUUGCCCUCUUUGCAGUAAUUAGUUUCUUGAUUCUAGUUUUUCUACGAUGGACAACCCCAGACUACUUGAUUGACAUUGCUGUGGAUGCUACAGGUCCUAAAACAGCUUGGUCACGACUAUACUGCACUGAAAAACCCAGGAAAAAAGGGAAAACUCCUCAUGGAAACACCACUGAUGGUCCUGGAGAGUCUCCUGGGAGAUAACCUGUAUUACUCUAUUUUUAUUACAUCUUUUUUACUAUUUUUCAAGGAUCAAUGCUGCCUACACCUUUCUAAUUAGUGUACAUGUCAUGUCUUCUUUUGCGCAUUUGACUUCAAGCACUCCAAACCUCCUGUCUGAGAUUGUCUUGUACAGUCAUGGCUAAAAGUUUUGAGACUGACACAAACUUUGGUUUUCACAACAUUUACUGCUUCUGUGUUUUUGGGUCUUUUUGUCAGAUGUUUAUAUUGUAUACUGAAGUACAGUAUAAUAACUUUUUUAGCUUUUAUUGACAAAUCUAUCAAGUUUAUGGAAAGACUCAAGAUUUCCAGUGUGACCCUUCUUUUUCAAAACUUCUGCAGUUCGCCCUGGCCUGCUUGAUAUCAGCUUCUUGGCCAAAUCCUGACUGAAGACAACCCAUUCUUGCCUAAUCAGUGCUUGCAGUAUAUCAAAGUUUCUAUGUUUUUGUUUGUUUAUCCACCCUCUUUUUUGAAGAUUGACCACAUGUUCUCAAUGGGAUUGAGACUUGAGGAGUUUCUUGACCAUAGUCCCAAAAUGUCAAUGUUUUGUUUACCGAGCCACUUGGCUCUCACUUUUGCCUUGUGACAUGGUGCUCCAUCAUGCUGGAAAAAGCAUUUUUCACCAAAUUGCUCCUGGAUUGUUGCUCUUGGAGGAUGUAUUGAUCCCAUUCUUUAUUUUUAAGUGUUUUUAAGCAAAAUUGAGAAUGAGCCCACUCAAUAGGAUGAGAAUGGUCUCAGGAUGCUUUACUCUUGGCAUGGCACAGGACUUAUGGCAGCACUCGCCUUGUCUUCUCCGGGCAAUCAUUUUUCCAGAGGUCCCAAAUAGGGCUGAAACGAUUACUCGAUUGAAUCAAGUAAUUCUACACAAAAAAAUUCUCAAUGCAAAUUUUUUGCAUCAAGUAUUCGUUUGUGUCAUGUGACCACGGAGCGGGAGUGAAGCGCUUGCUAUUACUUACCGCUCCGUGGUCACCCGCCGGGAGAGAGCUGAAGGCACUGGGGGAUAGUGGAGCUGAUGGCAUUUGGUGGAACUGAUUCACUUGAGCUAAUCGCACAGGGGGGAAUGAAGGGUGUUGGGGAAUGAUGGCAGGGGGUCUGAUGAGUUUUUAUAAAGGAAAACAGUCUAUUAAUUCAUUUUUUCUUAUUAGAGUACUCAAUUAAUCGUAAAAAUAAUCGGUAGAAUACUGGAUUGCUAAAAUAAUCAUUUACUGCAGCCCUAGUCCCAAACAGUCUUAAGGGGGCUUCAUUAGAGAAAAUAACUUUACCCCAGUACUCUGCAGUCAAUUCCCUGUACUUCCUGCAGAACAUCAGUCUGUCCCUGAUGUUUUUUUCUUGGAGAGAAGUGGCUUCUUUGCUGCCCCUCCUGAUACUAGGCCAUCCUCCAGAAGCCUUCACCUCACUGUGCAUGCAGAUGCUCUCACACAUGCCUGCCGUUUCAUGGCUAGGAAUGACUUUGCAAUUCAUUUCAAUUCUUUUGAUCACUCUUCGUAACAGUCUAGAGUUAAUGCAAACUGCAACCAUAAAAACUGAAGCGGCAAACCUUGUGAAAACCAAAAUGUAUAAUUCUUAAAACUUUUGGCCACAACCUGUACAUAACUUGCACUAUACAUGGAUGGAUAUCUAUAUAUUCAAGAUCCACAGCGUUUUAAUCCUGAGCGGGUUAGGAUCCUCCACCUUAGAUGCCGUUAAAUGAUGUGGACAAUGUACCACAGCAAUGCUGUACUGUUUUGUCAAUUAAAAUGCUGAACUCCCUUAUGGAAACUAAACAGAUCCAUUUAUAGUCAAUGGAGUCCAUCAGGGGAUGUUCAUUUCUGUCAAAUGCUGGUUCUGCUGUUGCCUAGAACAGAGACUAGCUCAGUCAGCUUUAAAUGUCUCAAAACUGUCUUUUUUUUUUUUCACUUCCGAAAAGUUGAUAAAUUUAUGCCAUACUGAGAGGCCAAUAUUGGCCAAUAGAGCUGUUCACAUAACUGUAUUCAUAUGGUCAUGUUUUUACGUGCAGUGAGAAUUUUAAAGUGCCAGUAAGAUGAAAUCCUUAAAGGGUUUGUAAAAGAAUGGGGGAGUUUUUGGCAAAUCUCCCCAUUCGCCCGGACCAGUAAAGUAAAGAUGACUUACCUGCUUCUUGGCACUUCCUUCAUAUCUCCAUGGACACCCUCCAUGUAAACAUCCGGUUUUACAUCACUGCUGCCAAUCACUGGCCACGGCGGUGACCGUCUCCCCUUACUUAAUGAUAAAUGGUCAUAUGAUGCAAGGGGAUCUGGUCUCCGCCUUGGCCAAUGAUCAGCUGCGGUGAUGUCCAACCGGAUGCUUACAGCGAGGGAGGAGAUGCUGGGAGCCAGGACAGGAAAGCAGGUAAAUAAUCUUUCCUUUACAUGUCCGGCCAAAAGUGUACCUAAUUUUUCAACAAACUUUUUAUUAAUCCGAAGUACAGUGCCAUUAUAUGAUUGUAUCUGGCAUUUUUUAGCAGUUUCUCAUCUGUAUGCUUGACAUUUAGUUUGCCGUUCUCCCAGAUCUGGUGUUUGGUGGGGACUAGCUCUCAUACAUUGCACACAGAAAGUAGAUGAGAAUCUGCUUUAUGACAUUCUCUUACUCAGAAACAGCACCAGGAUGAGUGAGGACAUUCUAGAGAAGUACUUACCUUUAUGGAUGUAAAUAAAGCACUUGGGCUGCCAUAGAAACUGUCUGUAGCAGUCUCUUUGGUGUUUCCCCUGUCUCCUCCCCCUCCCUGCUCCAUAGACUUUUAUUGACGCACAUAAUCUGAUACCUCUGUGAGCUGUUCCCUCGUGAGACUGAUUAAGAAGACAUUUCAGAUACAAAUUUAGGUUAGGAAAGAGGGGGGGGUGCAGCUCGAGAACAAUACAUUCUUCUUUGAUAAGCUAUAUUACAAAGUUUUAUUGUAGCUUGUACUAUUGAUUUAUUCAAAGUUGUAUGAAAAGUCAGUGACCAUUUAAGCAUUUGUGACCUGCAGAUACUUUUUAUUCAGCUGUUAAUGGGAGGCUCCUCCUGUCUAUCACAGCGCAGCUUCCAUUAUGUCUCAGUGUGUUUGCCUGGGCCUUUGCAGUGUGAAAGGAUGUUUCCCCAACACAAAAAUGCAAGAUUAUACAUACAUGCAGGUGAUUUACUGGAAAUACCUCAAUUCCUGAAUGGCGAAACACAUUUUCAAAUAGGGUUAGACUUGCUAAUGAGAUCAUAUCCUGUUCUUGGCACCAAAUAUUUGCUGCUCUGCCAUAAUAUAUGCUCCACUCCAGUCUUUUGGGUUAUGUAAGGAAAGGACCCUCUUACUGCACUGUAUCACAUUGGUUGGAAUGACAACCUAUGUUUAGGGCUUUUUGACAGAAAUUUGCGUUACUAAUGGAGAACGUCUAAUGGUUCAAGCUCCUUACACUCCUAUUACUUACAUUCUGCUUGUAACCAAAUGUCUGCGUAUAGCGUGUUACCCUUUUAUAAUGUGCUCCUCUUACUAGUGAUCUCUGAAAUGAUGAAAGCCAUCUUUAUACCAAGGAUAUAUGUGUACAUGCCAUGUGUAUUAUAUUACUGUUUGCACUGUUUUAAUCUUUAUGGGAUCUGUACAAGAUAUAUGGUAUAUUGUUCCGUAUUCAGAAUACAUGAAUAUUUAUUGAUAAAUGGCAUCUGCAUUUAUUUUUAUUUUUUUAUCUAGGUAUUGACUUCAUAAAUCUGAGGCUGUAGUUAAAUCUAAGUCUUAAAAUCUAUAUAGUUUACAGAAAGGAGACUAUAUUAAUACAAAUGCACAGUAAUAUCACAAACAAUGUCUUAUAUUAUAGAUGUGGUACUAUUAUCCAGUUUUUUUUCCUCCUACAUAUUUAAUAUACGGAAAAUAAUCCCUGUUGGUUUUCUUAGAACUCCUCGUUGUGCUUUUCCUCUGAUCUUCCUCCUGGAAGAGAGUAUGUAUAAAUUCAUAGCUGUUAGGCUACUUUCACACUGGCGUUUCGACUUUCCGUUUGUGCGAUCCGUUCAGGGCUCUCACAAGCGGUCCAAAACGGAUCAGUUUUUC